AAUCAUUGGCGGCGAAUGCCCUGCCCGCCUGGCGUCGGGGCUGCAGGAAGGAUGCGAAGCCUGAGCUCGGUGUGGCUGCUGGGGGGCGCCAUCCUGCUGGCGGCCUCUGCUUCCUGCAAUCGCACCGUCCAAGGAACCAAUAGAACGUCUAAAGGAAGAAGUCUCAUUGGUAAGAUUGAUAGCUCAUCUCAAAUCACUGGGAAAGGAGUUACGGUGGAACCAGGCUUUUCUGUGGAUGAGUUUUCUACCUCCGUCCUCACUGGAAAAUUGACUACUGUCUUUCUUCCAAUCGUCUACACAAUUGUAUUUGUAAUAGGUUUGCCAAGUAAUGGCAUGGCCCUAUGGGUCUUUCUUUUCCGAACAAAGAAAAAGCACCCUGCUGUGGUUUACAUGGCCAAUCUAGCCUUGGCAGACCUCCUCUCUGUGAUCUGGUUCCCUUUGAAGAUUGCCUAUCACAUACAUGGCAACAACUGGAUUUACGGGGAAGCCCUCUGCAAGGUACUCAUUGGAUUUUUCUAUGGCAACAUGUACUGUUCCAUUCUCUUCAUGACCUGCCUCAGUGUGCAGAGGUAUUGGGUCAUCGUGAAUCCCAUGGUGCACCCCAGGAAGAAGGCAAACAUUGCCUUUGGUGUCUCCCUGGGGAUAUGGCUGCUGAUUCUGCUGGUUACCAUCCCCUUGUAUGUCGUGAAGCAGACUGUCUACAUUCCAGCCCUUAACAUCACAACCUGCCAUGAUGUUUUGCCUAAGGAGGUGCUGGUAGGAGACAUGUUCAAUUAUUUCCUCUCUCUGGCCAUCGGAGUCUUUUUAUUCCCAGCCUUCCUCACGGCCUCUGCCUAUGUGCUAAUGAUCAGAACACUCCGAUCUUCUGCUAUGGAUGAAAACUCGGGAAAGAAGAGGCAGAGAGCCAUCAAGCUCAUUGUCACCGUCCUGGCCAUGUACCUGGUCUGCUUCACUCCCAGUAACCUUCUGCUUGUGGUGCAUUAUUUCCUGAUUAAAACCUGGAGCCAGAGCCACGUCUACGCCCUGUACAUUGUAGCCCUCUGCCUCUCCACCCUCAACAGCUGCAUUGACCCCUUUGUCUAUUACUUUGUUUCACAAGACUUCAGGGAUCAUGCAAAGAAUGCACUCCUUUGUCGAAGUGUUCGUACUGUAAAGCGGAUGCAAGUAUCCCUCACAUCCAAGAAAUUCUCCAGGAAAUCCAGCUCUUACUCUUCAAGUUCAACCAGUGUUAAAACCUCCUAUUGACUCUUGCACCCCCUCCGUUGGUUGUUUUACAGGAGGAUUUGGAACCUGCUUCGUGUUAUGGGUAUGUUUCUGUUGUUUCCUGACCAAGUGGGUCUCACCACAUACCACCAUGUAUAUGCAACAUCUCUCAGGAUUGCUGGAAGCUUCCCUGUUUGCAUGAGGAAAGUCCCCCAAAUUAAUACAGAUGUCAAUUUUAGACUUCUUCUCAGAUGCUCCCGGAAAUGCAACCAACAGAAGCAAACUUUUCAGACGACGGUGAAAACACAGAGACCCAGUGACUUGUACAAACUAGUGUUGGCGUGCAGACAGAGUUCUUAGCUGAGACUACGUUUCUUUUACAUCUGGGCUCAGUGCCAGCCCUCUUAGGGCUUCAGUGCCCUCAGAGAUGAUCAGACCAACUGACUGACUGUACAGAUGAGGAGGCUAAAGAGGCGAAGAAGCUACUCACAGUAGGGGAGCUUCCGUUCCAACCAGUGGCAGCCAGUUAGUGUUGGACAGUACAGUGAGAAUGUUCAGUGGAGUCCUCCUCCCACCUCCUCGUGGCUCUUGUUUACAAAUGCAGGUUCGUCAGACUCAGGAAUGAGAGCUCAGGGUCUGGGUCAGAAACCUGCGUUUUAAUGAGCCUCUGCUGCAUGUGCCCACACACACCAGCCUUUGAGAACCAUGGGUCUGGGUGCUGCUUCUACUCACAAGGUGCCACAGGAGAAGCAUACAGUGCUCUGGGUGUCUUUUGCAAGCAGCUUGUGAUGACGUCUCUUUGUUGUCUCAUCAGGGCUUUCAGUCAUUUAUCAGUCCUUUGAGGUUUUGGGUGUGCCCUUACCACGACAAGGAAAAUACAGUGCAGAUCUUAAAGGUGGAAAUACAAAUUGUGUGUAACUGUAUACUGACUCAGAAUCUUCAGGUAGUGUGAGUGACAGAUGGUUUCAAAGUAAGGAUGGCAUUUGCCACUUAGUAUUUUUCAUAAUUAUAGUUGGACUAUUUAUUGUCAGUUUUCUUCACUUGCUACCAAAUAUGACAUUGUAAUGCCUUCACUGGAUUUGAACCACAUCUGUUUGGGAAAGAAUGCUAAAGAGAUGUGAUUUACAGUAUAUUUAGGGGGCUAUUUACCCCAAACUGAAUUUGUAACUGUUGUAUUUGUGUGUUUUUUUUUGAAAUAAUUUUAUUGUAGAGAUUUAUAAAUAACACAUGACCCUGUUUUUUACAACUUA
Molecule: messenger RNA, 2453 nt
Organism: Felis catus (domestic cat)
Lineage: Eukaryota; Metazoa; Chordata; Mammalia; Carnivora; Felidae
Gene: F2RL1
Product: F2R like trypsin receptor 1
Exons: 2
Coding region: 16-1245 (409 amino acids)
Biological process (GO): phospholipase C-activating G protein-coupled receptor signaling pathway; blood coagulation; positive regulation of Rho protein signal transduction
Cellular component (GO): membrane
Molecular function (GO): thrombin-activated receptor activity
Source: RefSeq, a predicted model, not a curated record